Molecule: messenger RNA, 1080 nt
Organism: Trichoderma breve
Lineage: Eukaryota; Fungi; Ascomycota; Sordariomycetes; Hypocreales; Hypocreaceae
Product: las1-like domain-containing protein
Exons: 2
Coding region: 1-1080 (359 amino acids)
Biological process (GO): maturation of LSU-rRNA; maturation of 5.8S rRNA
Cellular component (GO): Las1 complex; preribosome, large subunit precursor
Molecular function (GO): endonuclease activity
Source: RefSeq, a predicted model, not a curated record
AUGGUGCAGUAUGUGUUUACGCCUUGGCGAGACCGCCAGGAGCUGCUCCUUGUGCGGGAGCAGUUCUAUGGCUCUGAGGCGUUGAUGCAGGCCGUUGGUGGCAUCCAGGGCGGCGCAGCUUACAGCCACCAUCAGCAACGGAAUCAGGACCAGAGGCGAGGAGGAGUCGAGGGUGGCAGAGACGCAGACGCCGAGGACCAGCAGCGUCGAGAGGAGGGGCAGGGCUUGAAUCAGGGGGAUGCACGGCGCACUACCGCUGCGGCUGCGGCUAAGAAUCACCAGACAUCACGAGAGCAGGGAAACGGAGAGAAGCACAAGGCCGUGGGGCGAGUCUCCAUGUGGAUGCAGCGCGGCAACUGUCCGCACAUGGUGGAGUCGACGGCACUGCUCAUGGCUGCAGUCCUGAGUGACGAGGCCGCGGCCACGGGGAAUGCAGGAGCAUCGACGUAUGCUGUGAGGGCUGCAUAUGCAGCUGCGUUUAGUCGCUUCGUCACAGGCUUGUUGGAUGGGCAUCAAGACAAGCUGCGUAAACAGAGCAUGUACUCAAUCGCCAAGAACAUUGGCUUGCCGGCUACCUUUGUUGAGCUUAGGCAUCAGGCCACGCAUGAGCAGCUGCCAUCCCUUGCUAAGCUGCGAUCCGCCGCAAGAAAGGCUCUGGUCUGGAUUUGGGACUACUACUGGAAGCACCUGGGGGAGGCAGAAAAGGCCAAAGAUCCAUGCAGGGAGCUGGUCUUGUCCUAUCUGCGGGAGGACGACGAGGCAGCAAGACUGAGAAUCAUGGGGCAGCUACGUCAGUGGGAUCUUGUCUACUUGCAAACGACAAUUGCCGAGCUGCAGAAGACGUUGCCUGGGAACCAAGUGUUUCUCAAGUGCUUGAAACUGUCCAAAGAUAUGGCGGCUAUGGCCACCGAAGAGGCAAACCAUCCGGAACCGGAGGGGAGUGGGAUGCCGGAGGAACAGGAACAGGGACAGGAACAAGAGCAAGAUCUGGACCUGGAUCCGGACCGAAGCCCGGAGCCGAACACGGGAUGGUCCCGUUAUAGUGGUGCUUGGAAACCGAAACCCAUUGGCAUAGCGUGA